Messenger RNA from Dioszegia hungarica, 2490 nucleotides. RefSeq lists its product as uncharacterized. The transcript is spliced from 6 exons. The record is from RefSeq and is a predicted model, not a curated record. The coding region runs from base 1 to 2490 and encodes 829 amino acids. Lineage: Eukaryota; Fungi; Basidiomycota; Tremellomycetes; Tremellales; Bulleribasidiaceae.
AUGCUUGAUAUGACGCGCUCGCGACACUCCGGGGCUGAUCGGUUCGGCAAGCGGCAGAACGCGCCAGCGCUUACUAGCUUCUUCCUUUCGGAUAGCUCGCCCAUGUUCCACUACUCUGGCAUAAACCCAUCCGCAUGGAACACAGGCUACGCGCUUCAAAGCGACGGGUGGGACUCGACCGUGCACCUUGCCUCUCAGAGCGGUGCAGCCAUCACCUUUGAUAUCACCGCGACAUCCCUCACCCUCCUCAUUCCUUCCUUUGCAAACUGCACUUCCACCCUCUCGCUGAACGGCUCCGCCCCCGUCCCCGCCUGCCCCACCUCCGCCAGCGGCAUCACCCUCCAGAACCUCCCGCGCGGGAUCCAUCAGCUCCAAUAUACCUUCAACGCGCUGCAGACGGGGCAAGAGGUCUCGUUUUGGGGUGUGGACGGUACGAGGCCGUAUGACGGUCCGAGCUGGGGAAAUGUGACUAUUGAUAGUGCGCGAAAGGGAGGACCGGGGGCGGAGCUCAAGUAUGUGGGGGAUUGGACGAUGGAGGAAGGGGUAUCGGGCGCGGGGAAUAGGACGUUGGCGGGUACGGGCGGUAAAGGCUCGGCGGUCGAGUUUACGGGGAAAGGAUCAGCAAUCUAUCUGUAUGGGAACACAGGACCAGGGUAUAGCUCCGCUUCGAUCUCGCUGGACGACGCGAUAGUGGACUUAUCGCUCAAUUUCUCGGCAACUUGGUCAUCUACAUAUCAACUCCUAUGGUUCCGUACUGGGCUCGAUCCCUCCCGCGAGUCCAAGGUGGUCAUGACCAAUCUCGAGGACAAGCGGAUGGCGCUGGACUUUGUGGUGCUCACACCGAGUCAGGAUGAAAUUGCUUUACUAAGCAACACCGCCCAACCCUUCCUCUCCACGCUCGCAGGCAAGAUCGUCACUUUCGCCGUCAUCCCCUUUCUCGCCCUCAUCCUCCUCGGCCUCGCAAUCUUCUUCCUCGUCCGCCGUCGGCGUCGAAGCACAUGUCGGCGCGCCUCGGCUGGCUCAACCUCCACCCACAAAGCUCUGCGGCACCACGAGUCUAUGCAGAGCUUCCCGGCCUCGCACCUGGACUAUGGGCGCGAUGCCCUUUCCGCCCAUUCCGGGAUGGCCGAGAAGGACUAUUAUGCGCCCGAACCGCCCGGGUCGCGAUACAGCCUCCAGCCUCCGCUCAGUGCUCGGUCGAUGGGGGAGGACGGGAUGGUGACGUACGAAGAAGGGUUGAAGCGGCUCAGCGCUACCGAGCGGGACAGGAAUCGGCGGAGCGCCUUGACGUCCUAUCCCCACUCGGCGCUGUCCGGGCAGGACGGCUCAGACGCGCUAUACAGCGCCGGUCUGACGUUGGGUCUCCCCUCCGCCGCGUACUCGCCAUUUGGCUUUGCCGUCGAUAAGACCGCGUCGCGACCAGGGAGCGACGCGCCCAGUCCUAGACGAGGAUCGGCGCAAUCGAGCUUCCUCAAGCCGUUUCACUUCCUCCUUGGCCAACCCAGUCCCUCGCCCGUCUCCCCUACGCUGGGAUCGAUUCCAGACGAGAAGGAGGGAGAUAUCGGCAUGAGCGUCACCUCACCCUUCUCCGUCGGCAGUCCCACCUCCGUCAGCGCGGCGGAGCUAGCCUACUGGAGCAAGGCGACCGCCACCCGGGCAAACAUCCAAAGUACGACCAGCCACUAUCCCUCCGAUCCGGGCUUCUCCCCGCUCUUCUCCUCCUCUUUACCCCUGUCCGACAGGGAUCGGUCCGAAGGCGAUGCCCACCCGUUUGCGCGCUUCAGACCAUCGGACGGGCCCUCCGGUCGGACUUCCAUCUCCUUCUCGGACGUCCUGUCCGUCGUGGCCGCCCCGCCGUCCGUGCGGGAUCUGGAAUAUGGGGAUAUGCAGUCGGUGCAUACGGGUCGAUCUGCGCCUACAGACCAUAUUUUCCGUCCGGAACCGGACGCCCCUGCUGUCCCUGCCGCAGUCUACGGCGCCGGCGCUGACAUACCCGGGAAGAGCGGAACCCAGCCCUUGCGUCUCGGUAGUCGACCCCCUCCCAGCGCUUUCCCUGCCGAGAUGCCGCGCGCCAUCUCUACCCGACGCAAGCCCUCCCCUGCCCUCGCGCCUCCGGGUCUAUCCCCCAUCACCGCCAGCCCCUUGUUUCAGUAUGAUGCCACCACGCCCUCCCCUGCCCGACCUGAAUCCGCUACGCACCCCUCUCCUCUGCCAUCCCCCUCUGAAUCCGUCCGGCUCCAACAGCAGUACACAUCCUAUACGGAAGGCGUACGGAGCAGGUAUCUGUCGGACACGAGCCACAGCUCGGCGUAUACGGCAGCGAGCGCUGCGAGGCCGGAUUCGGAGGUCAUACCGUUUGAAGAGUUUGUGGCGGGAUUGAAGGACGGGCAUAGGCGAGCACAGGAGGAUAGGGAGAAGGAGAGGAUGCAGAGUGGGGCGCCGGGGCCGUCCAGUCCGAGAGGCGAAGGGGCGCGAGGUGGUCGUGUGUGA